Messenger RNA from Mercurialis annua (annual mercury), 795 nucleotides. RefSeq lists its product as uncharacterized. The record is from RefSeq and is a predicted model, not a curated record. The coding region runs from base 205 to 552 and encodes 115 amino acids. Lineage: Eukaryota; Viridiplantae; Streptophyta; Magnoliopsida; Malpighiales; Euphorbiaceae. The transcript has a single exon.
GAUUUUCCACAGCUCAAUGUCCCUUAUAACAUGGAGCAAAUUAUGGCACCCUUUCCCCUUCUAUUCCACCUCUCUUCUUCCAUUUAUUUCCUCUUCCACCAAACAAACAAAACAAACCCUUUUUUUCCUAAAUUAAACUGCACUAUUAUUACAAACAUUUUAUGUUCAACUACUAACAUUUUUGCCCUAAUUUAGACAUAUGAGAUGGAGAUUGAAUCAGUGAAGUGUGAGUGUUGUGGUCUGAAAGAGGAUUGUACUCAAGAUUAUAUCACUGAAGUUAAGACCAAAUUUAACGGUAAAUGGCUCUGUGGGCUAUGUUCUGAAGCAGUUAGAGAUGAAGUGAGUAGAGGUAAGAAGCAGUUUGGUAUGGAAGAAGCAGUGAGAGCUCACAUGUCUUUUUGUGGUAAAUUUAACUCUAAUCCUGCUGUUGGAGUUGCUAAUGGUAUGCGGCAGAUGCUUCGAAGAAGGUCGGGUGAUUUGUCAUCGCCUUCUUCUUCUUCGCCUUCUUCUGCUAAAAAAUUCGGUAGAUCAGCGAGCACGAGACUCUACUGAUGGCUUAUGAUGCACGGAAACUUUGAAAAAGCUGUGUUUUCCACUAAAACUUUGCGGAGACUGUGUUUUUUCAUUUUGGAAAUGUUUUCGCAUCCGAAAUUCCCCCGGAAAGAUGAAAUUUUUUGGACUUUGAACUAAGAAAGAUGAAAAUGAAAAGGGCUUUUCCUUUGCUGAUAUUUUAAUUAUGGAAUUUUUCUUGUAUUUGUACAGGCUCAAAUUAAGGAGGUUUCUUUCUUAAUUUUA